Molecule: messenger RNA, 3839 nt
Organism: Labrus bergylta (ballan wrasse)
Lineage: Eukaryota; Metazoa; Chordata; Actinopteri; Labriformes; Labridae
Gene: ensab
Product: endosulfine alpha b
Cellular component (GO): cytoplasm
Molecular function (GO): protein phosphatase inhibitor activity
Source: RefSeq, a predicted model, not a curated record
GGAAUGAUGUCACAACUCGUUACGCCAUUUUUGUUGGGGAGCAGCAGUCGUGUCCAGAAAAGGAGGAUUAGAUUCAGCACAGGUACCUCUGUGUAUUCAUCUCUGUGAGCUGUCCGCAGAAAGGGACACUUGCGUCACUUUCACACACACAUAAUGUCGACGGAAAACCCGGACUCGGACACUCAGGCGGACUACGAGGACGAAAAACAGGACUCACAGGAGAAGAAUGCAAACCCGGCAAAGGCAGAGGAGGCAAAGCUGAAGGCCAAGUACCCCGGCCUUAAUCACAAGCCAGGCGGAUCAGAAUUCCUGAUGAAGAGACUACAGAAAGGGCAAAAGUACUUUGACUCGGGCGACUACAACAUGGCCAAAGCCAAGAUGAAGAACAAGCAGCUUCCUGUGGCGGGGCCCGACAAGAACCUGGUGACCGGCGACCACAUUCCCACGCCGCAGGACCUACCCCAGAGGAAGUCGUCCUUGGUGACCAGCAAGCUAGCCGGCUAGCCUCCACCGUUCGAGACGCACUCUCACCCCCUGGGGCUCCCGGCAACCGUCCCUCCUCCCCCACCUCACCCAUGUCCCCAAUAUUGUCCACCCCUCUGUCCACCCUCUCUUCCUUUUAUGUCCCCAGGCACCACUGGCUUUACCACGUCGGGCAGAGUUGUAUAAGUUUAAAAACUCCAUUUUUGCUGGUAUGUGGGCGGGGCCGGGUGGGAGGGAGCGAUGAAGGUUCAGGCGAUCCCACGAGGUCACAGCCUUCUCUGCCUUCCCACCACGCACAGCUCUGCCCCCUCUGCGCACUCUGCUCUGCCGCCUCCCUUAUAUCUUGGUUUUCUGUGUUCCAAGAUGCAUCACAGUAGGUGUGUGUCAUCAGGCAGGGGUUGGAUGGGGUGAGUUAAUGCACUUUGUAGUCUGUAUAGUAUGCCUUUGUUCUUUUUUUUUUGCAUCCUAAAUGACACCAAAAUGAUGUGAGUAAGGGAGUUAGGAACCAGAAUCGCAGCACGCUCUUUGGUUUUUGUUGUUCAUGCUGGCGGCGGCGGCUGGCUUCGGUUGGAAGUUGUACAUUAAUAAUUGCUUGCAUACCAAAUCUGUGAGUGGGCAGCUGCCUAGCUUAAGUACUUUAUUAUUCACUGACACCGUAUUGGGAAAUUGGGGAAGCAAAUUGAUGCUUCCUUUUGUGUCAACCUUCGGUCACUUUACGUCGAACAAAAUCCGAGGUCACCUGCUGCAGCUCAGCCAAACAGGGAUUUAUAAAAAAAAAAAACGUUUUCAUCUCUUCGCUCACAUUGCUUUAAUUCUCAACCUGUUCUUUCCAAAUAUGCUGCACGAUUGUAACAAAAGAGAAAUUUUAAAUUUAAAAACAGGAGCAGGGCGGGGCUUCUGCCUUGUGCUCCAAAGAAUCGAAACUAAACACACUAGCCCUGAGACUGUCCCCGUCAUACCUUCCUUCCCUCCUUUCCUGUUUGCUGUCCUGACAAUCCACAUGUAAACACACACACGCUCCAGCUGAGCGGCCGCAAAGCGAGAGCCAGCCAAGUAUAUCCUCAUGGUCCUUUUUAAUGGCUGGGAAGCCUGCCAACGUCUGCGUUCAGUCCUCUGUUGAGUUGCAUCAAGACGUGUGUUUACUAUGAGCCUAAAAGAUUAGCGGGGAGCUUGAUCUCUCUGCAUAGAGUAUAUAUGCUUCUGUAAAUACAACCCGUAAAGCACGUGACUCGUGGUAAGCUUGGCGCUUUCAGGCACAGACCGGCUGACACGCCUAAGAGAGAUUGUAGUGCUAAAUACACUCCCUUGAGGUUUUUUUUUUUUUUUUUUUUUUGCCGUGAAAGUUCGCUGCAGACACUGGACUCGGAGAGCGUGAUUAGAGUUGUCUUUUCAUUAUAAUGUGAUGAUGAAACCUGGAACCCAAGCUGCUCCAUCUCCGAGUGUUUUUGACCCUCGGUUCAGAUACUUCUCCCGUCAGAUUUGAAACAGAUCCAGGCACCGCUAAAGGUUAGCCUUCAAGUAUCACAUGUUGAUCGCUCCAUCCACUUAAAGACUAAAGUAACCACAGACGUUGCCUUUAAGGACGCUCCGGCAAUUUAGUGAAUGUUUUUACAAAUUUUGGGCUUUCCAAAAUGUUUUCUCUUAUUUUAGCUGCUUGUCAAAGAUACACGAGAACCCUCUUUACUCUCUCUGGUCGGGUUCUCGUUCAUCUCGAUAUUGUUAUUAAUACACUUUGCAAGACGUUAGCUUUAACACAAGAAUAUUUUAGUUCCCUUAAAUCCUAAGCUUGAGUAUGGACGUACUCCUGCGAGCAGCACCAUCCUAGGAAAACAUUUUUUCCUUCCCAAACUGACACAGGCUGAUCUUUGAUCUCAGGGGUGUCAGAGGGUCAACAGCAGGCAACUUGAUAACCACAAGCGUCGGCCCAGAUCCCAAGCUCGCCAUCAGAGGCCUAAAGUUAGAACUGCGUGCCUGCAGAGUACGCUCACUGCAACCCUUGGCAUAACAGCGAGAGAUUUUAUAACACAUGGUUAGUGAAAUUAAGCUCUUGAGUCACACCUUAUCUUACCUUUCCUCUGGAAGAGGUGUUCUUUGCUUUCAACACUUUGAACCAAUGCGUUCAAGAAUCUGAACUGGAGAUCCUCCUUGUAUGAUAACGCUUCAGGGAACCUUCACAGGCGCACACUCCACCAUGUAGGCUAAGUGAUAGGGUGCAGGCAGCAUCACAUUCUCCGACUCACUUUGUCAUUGAGACUUUAAAAAAAAAAAAAACGUGUCAAAUUUGAAGCGGGUGAAAGAGAACUGACCUUACCUGCGUGUGCUCGUUUUGGUGUAUGAAUGAAUGCUUUUUUCUCUGUUCCAGCCGAUGUAAAUAGAGUUCGACAGGAAGAGACUUUUCAGUUUUUUCUCCUGGCUGCUUUUCACUCCUUCACAUCCCAAGCUAUUUUCUGAUUCUAUGGUUCCUCUCUCCUUUCAGUUUAACACUACUUCUGCUCUUAUCUAAGGGAAGUGCGGAGGCUAUGUGAAUCUGUAUCAUAUGAACAUAUGUGUAAAUGCUGCUGAUUCAAAGACAAAUCUAAGAGAUGAUACCAUGUAAAGAACACCUGUCCUCUUCACCUCUCUUAAUUUGGACGUAAACGCUGCCACGUUGUUGAACUUGAUUCAGCUUUUAGUCCGGCGGAGCUCAAAAGAACAGUCUGGAAGGCUCUGUCGCUUUAAAUGACACCAAACGGCCAUUUAGCGUCACGCUCUGUUGUAAACCCGACAGUGUCCUCCUGCUUGUUAAGAAAUAAAUAUUGCUAAAAGAGAUGAUCGAAUAAAGCAGCGACAUGUUCUGUAAAACGACUGCGGACAGAACUUGAUGUGUGGUUUGUGCACGGAGAGCGGUUCAACGAGCCGACACACACAGGGCGUCUCUCGUUCAGCUAUGAUAAACACGUGCCAGAAUGUAUAAAGAAAAGACAGGCUGUGUGCUCUGAAGUACUUUUGUGCUGCUUUUACCUGAUCGGUUUUCUUGUUGGUUUUUGCAAAUUAAUGUUUCUUUUUUUUUUGUUUCUUGUGUUCUGUUAUUGCAUUAUGAACAUAUAUAUGUAUAUAUAUAUACAUAUAUAUGUUUAUGUCAUCCUGGCCCGAGAUAACUGCAGGGAAAUCAGAGGCACCCUUGCUUCCUAGAAAGUAAAAAAAUAAAAAUAAAAAAAAUAAAAAAAAGGGUUUACAUGAUAAAAGAGGAUGACUGGAAACACAGGAAUGAUUUUAAGACUUCAGAAAGUACACGAGUACUUGGAAUGUUUCUGUUGUGUGGGAGUAGGUGAGAGGAUUUUUGUCAGUAUUUGAAAUAAACUUUUACAUUAAUAACA